Molecule: messenger RNA, 2662 nt
Organism: Nomia melanderi (Alkali bee)
Lineage: Eukaryota; Metazoa; Arthropoda; Insecta; Hymenoptera; Halictidae
Product: S-adenosylmethionine mitochondrial carrier protein homolog
Source: RefSeq, a predicted model, not a curated record
CCAGGAAUUCGGAACUGUUUCAGUUGGCGAAGUUUUUCCAUUAUCAGACACGAUAUCUUUGGAAGCCGGUGAUGCCGCGGGUUUCUCACCGUAGAGUCGCGACGAUCUCUUUCCUUGGAACGCGUUAGACUUCUUCGACUUGUCGAGAAAUGGAAUGACGAAUGCCAUCUCGGUUUCGUACUUCCACGGUUUCCCCUUUCUUACGGUACCAUUCAAUCUUCUGUUCUUCCGAGAUUUCGAAUAAAGAUCCCUCAGAUAACUCCAUCUCGUUUUGCACCUAACAGCUUGAAACAAUCAUUUGAAAAUAGUUGUUCCCUCGAAUAGAAACGGACGUUUUAUCGCAGAUGUUUACAGUCUAUUUGUCGAAAUUAACAAAAAUAAGAUAUGAGGAAAAAAACCAUUUUGUUUAACGCAAUGCGGCCACAUAUAUUGUCAAGGAUGUAUUCAACAAGGUGAUGAACAACGAAAGUUAAGAAAGUACAAUAAUUUCGCGAGUAAAAUACUGCCCCUAGAAAGGAAUAUUCGAUCAAUCGAGUUAAAUAAAAUAAUUAAUAACACAGUAAAUAAGUGUAUAAAAUACUUUCUGCUGGAGAUAUCAGCAGUGUACCACGAAAAAUAGCAAAAGUUUAUCACACUAAUGUUUAUAAAAUAUAACCUUUCACAAUGUAGCAGAGAAACAAUGUCCUCGGUGCCAAAAAGUGGAUAAUUUUUCUGUGGCACUAGAACAACCUUCCUUGUCCCAAGUGCAAAACUAUUUUCUUCCACUCAAGGAAUCAUUGGAAUCGUUGUACACAACUUGUGGUUUUCAGAGUAGCCAAAUGAAAAUUAUGGUACAACGGUUUCUUGAAAUUGACAAAAAGUAUGAAUCGCUGAAAUCUCAUUACUAUAAUCUUAGUCAAAAUAUGCAAUUAUUUAAAGAUAAGUAUAACAAAUUAAAAAUGAUGAAUAUAGACCUACAAAAGAGACUGAUGUCUUAUGAAAUAUAUAAUAGAACGCUAAAUUCUUCAAGCAAUAUCUCUACACCAAUAACUUCUGCAAAGAAAAAACUCAAAACAAGGCAUACUGCGAAUUCGUACAUUUCAACUUCUGGAACUAAUAUGAUAUCAACUUGUACAAUGUCCGAUGGUUUUCGCAUAACAAAUUCUGCUAAUCUAUACCGUUCUGGUGAAAUUUCAGAUACUAACCCUUCAUAUACAUUUAGACACUAAAUAAAAGUGUCAACUUUAAUAUCUAAAUUUUUACUUGCGAUUAAAUUUUAUAUCACCUGUUGUUUAUAAUUAAUGUAACGAACAAAACCGGGUUAAAUAGAACGUCAAUACCUGAAUGAAAAGGGUGUUAUCUUCUAGAAAGAUCAGACGAAAUUACAGACAAAUGAAAACAGACUUUUUGACAAAAUUGUUAAUAAUUUACAGUUAGGUUCUGAAAGAUAUCAUUAUUUAAAAACGCGACUGACGAAACAAUCAUCGGAUGAGUUUCAUUGAUUUCUUUAUCAAUGUACUAACAAACUUCCAUGCGUCUUUGGAAGCAAUAUUUUCGUUCGUUUAACUUGUUCAUAUAAAUUGAACAUUAAUUUAAAUAUUAAAAUUAAGAAAAAUGAUAAUAAAUCUGUUAUUAGGAUGUCGUAAUUUUUAUUAAUAACAAUAGAAUUGUAGUGAUUUUCAAUAAUAAAAUUCAUUGGUUUACGUACUUUUUGGUUAGAAGUACAUCUGCGUUUACCUAUAAACACGUGUAUACCACUUCAAACGGUCCGAUCGUUUUUAUAAAACAUUCAUGUCAAAUGACAACACACGAGGAACAGUUAAACCUGCUUGAUGUGAAAUUUACUUUCAUCUCAACAUUAAUAGCAGGAGGAUUAGCUGGAACUGUUGUUGAUAUAACAUUAUUUCCAUUAGACACGAUAAAGACACGAUUACAAAGUGAAUUAGGAUUUAAAAAAGCAGGAGGAUGUUCUAAUCUUUAUAAAGGACUAUUUCCUGUAAUUAUUGGUUCAGCACCAAGUGCAUCUUUGUUUUUUGUAACUUAUGAGGGUAUUAAAAAUACAUUACUAUGCAAGGUUCCUGAAAAACAUCAUACCACAGUCUAUAUGAUUGCUGCAUCUUUAUCUGAAAUGGCAGCAUGUAUAAUACGUGUACCAGUAGAAGUUGUAAAACAAAGGAAACAAGCAUUAGGUUUAAAGAAAAAUAUUGUAAGUCUUCGAUUACUAUAUCGUGGAUAUUGGAGUACUGUAUUGAGGGAUAUGCCUUUUAGCUUAAUACAAUUUCCAUUGUGGGAAUAUUUUAAAAAAGUAUAUAGCUUAAAUAUAAAGAGAGAUAUACUUCCGAUAGAAAGUGCUGUAUGUGGAGCAAUUGCAGGUGGUAUUUCUGCUGCUGUUACUACUCCAUUGGAUGUUAUAAAAACAAGAAUAAUGCUUGCAGAAGAAAGCACAAAAUCUUCACAACUGAAAAUGUUGCGUGUCUUACGAAAUAUCUAUACAAAGGAACAUUUACAAGGGCUUUUUGCUGGUCUUGGUCCCCGAGUAGCAUGGAUAACUUUAGGGGGUUUUGUCUUUUUCGGAACUUACGAAGAAGUGAAAGCUGUAGUGACAAAAUAUGUUUCACGUCUACAUGUAUUCUUUAGAAAAAGUAGUAUUUAAACGUUAAUAAUGUACAUGAUCGUAUAAAAA